Phodopus roborovskii (desert hamster) is the source of this 982-nucleotide messenger RNA. RefSeq names its product sodium voltage-gated channel beta subunit 4 (gene Scn4b). The transcript is spliced from 5 exons. The record is from RefSeq and is a predicted model, not a curated record. NCBI's taxonomy places the organism in Eukaryota, Metazoa, Chordata, Mammalia, Rodentia, Cricetidae. Gene Ontology annotation, molecular function: transmembrane transporter binding; sodium channel regulator activity. Gene Ontology annotation, biological process: regulation of sodium ion transmembrane transporter activity; regulation of ventricular cardiac muscle cell membrane repolarization; cardiac muscle cell action potential involved in contraction. Gene Ontology annotation, cellular component: membrane; voltage-gated sodium channel complex. The coding region runs from base 64 to 750 and encodes 228 amino acids.
GAGAGCGCGGGGUGCCCACUAUCUCAACCCAAGCUCUCGGAGCGCUCCAGAGAGAUCAGGACCAUGUCCCGGGCUGGGGACAGAGGCAAAACCCUGGCGAGAUGGCUGGGCACUGGGCUUUUGGGUCUCUUUCUGCUCCCUAUGUCCAUGUCGUUGGAGGUGUCUGUGGGAAAGGCCACCACCAUCUAUGCUAUCAACGGCUCGGCGAUCCUGCUGCCCUGCACCUUUUCCAGCUGUUUUGGCUUCGAGAAUCUUUACUUCAGGUGGUCCUACAAUAACAGCGAUACAUACAGGAUUCUCAUAGAUGGCAUUGUGAAGAAUGAGAAGUCUGACCCCAAGGUGAGGGUGAAAGAUGAUGACCGAAUCACCCUGGAGGGCUCCACCAAGGAGAAGAUGAAUAAUAUCUCCAUCUUGCUGAGUGACCUGGAGUUCAGUGACACAGGCAAAUACACCUGCUUUGUGAGGAACCCCAAAGAGAAGGACUUGAACAACUCUGCCACUAUCUUCCUCCAAGUGGUUGAUAAAUUGGAAGAAGUGGACAACACGGUGACACUCAUCAUCCUGGCUGUGGUGGGCGGGGUCAUUGGACUUCUGGUCUUCAUCCUGCUGUUGAAGAAGCUCAUCACCUUCAUCCUCAAGAAGACCCGAGAGAAGAAGAAGGAGUGUCUUGUGAGUUCCUCUGGGAAUGACAACACAGAAAAUGGACUGCCUGGCUCCAAGGCAGAAGAAAAGCCACCCACAAAAGUGUGAGGCCCUGCUCCGGGCCAAGCAGUGCAGGGAGCCUCACUUUCAGAUGGUGACACCGAGGCCCGAGUCCUGUCUGCAGACCCACCUACUGAGAUGUGUGCUGCUUGGCCCCAACUGUAGUCUCUCUGAGCAGGAAGGACCUGAUCCUGUCCUGCUCAGCCUGAGCUACCAUUCUCCCCACAGCCAGGGCUUCCCGGGGGCAAGGGCUGGCUGGGGAAAGAAGCCUAUGGAGGUU